This is a messenger RNA of Apiotrichum porosum, 261 nucleotides long. RefSeq lists its product as uncharacterized. The record is from RefSeq and is a predicted model, not a curated record. Lineage: Eukaryota; Fungi; Basidiomycota; Tremellomycetes; Trichosporonales; Trichosporonaceae. The coding region runs from base 1 to 261 and encodes 86 amino acids. The transcript is spliced from 6 exons.
AUGGGCAUUAUCGACAAGAUUGAGCACGCUAUCCACCCCUCCAACUCGCACGGCCCGGAGCACAACCAGGGCGGCAACCACGGCAACCAGGGCGGACCCCACGGUGGCCCCGGUCACCAGGGCGGUGGCGGACCUGGCCAGCAGGGCGGAUUUGGUGGUCCCCAGCAGCACGGUGGUCCCCAGCAGGGUGGCCACGGUGGCCAGCAGGGCGGAUUCGGCGGUCCCCAGCAGCACGGCGGUCCCCAGCAGGGCGGUGAGUAA